Mya arenaria is the source of this 1214-nucleotide messenger RNA. RefSeq names its product 5-hydroxytryptamine receptor 1A-like. The record is from RefSeq and is a predicted model, not a curated record. Gene Ontology annotation, molecular function: G protein-coupled peptide receptor activity. Gene Ontology annotation, cellular component: membrane. Gene Ontology annotation, biological process: neuropeptide signaling pathway. The coding region runs from base 67 to 747 and encodes 226 amino acids. Lineage: Eukaryota; Metazoa; Mollusca; Bivalvia; Myida; Myidae. The transcript has 2 exons.
AAAAAUGCAACAUUUAUUGCCGGUGACCACCGUGUGUGUACAAAUUGCUCAAACGAAUUAUGGGAAAUGGGUGUAGUAUACAAUAACAACAAAACAGAAAGGCACGCUGGAUACGACCUUUUCUAUACUGGUAUAUGCGCUCCCAAUUAUGUUCUUACUGGCCCUCAGUUCCUGAACAUUUAUCAACGUGCGUACGCUGGGACAUACCUGCUAUCAUUUGUCAUCGUAUUCGUCUUGUAUGGCCUUAUAUACCGGUCAAUACACAAGCACCGAGCGAAAAGAAGCAAGAGAAAACGUUCCAGUCUGUAUCCGUCUGGCAUUGAGUUCUCGAAUGUUGAAACCCAAUUUACAGCAGUGACACACGUUAAUCCUCACAGUGGCCGACGGGGCGAUCAAAAUAUUGGAAAUGGUGAAAAUGACGACGUUGACGCCGAAACGCAUGUAGAGAUGCAGCCAAUGAGACCAAAGCCGAGAAAGGGACCGCGGGCAAUAUCAAUCAAGGAGAAAACGUUAUUGGCCAAUAUUCGGACAGCUGUCAUGUUGUUUGUCGUUACUGUUGUUUUUCUUGUUGCUUUUUUGCCUGCUUGGCUUAUGGGAUUACAAGCAAUGGAGUUUAACGCUGUGAUUUUCUACAUGUAUUUUGUAUAUCAUACUGCAAAUCCUUUCAUUUACGCAUUCAUGAACAAGUCAUUUAGAGACGACCUUGGAAAGGUUCUUAAGUGCCAGAGUAUACCCCUUGUUCGUUAAACAUUUUUUUUAAUAUAUUUAACACGUUUUCUACAAUUUGCUAUUUGCUAUUGUAGAAUACACAAUGAAUAGGCGAUAAUUCAUAUUGAAUGUUGUUAAAAUUAAACACACUCUCAAUAAAUGUGAAAUACAAUUCUUGUUUAAAACAUCUGCAAACCCUGCAAUGUUGUCUUUCUUGCUUAACAUAUAAUACCCGAAAUAUUAAAUGUAUUUAGUAUAAUAAGUUAUUUAUUAUAUAAGGAUUAUCCUCGUAUAUUGCUAUAAUUUUAAACAGCUGGACUUAUGGUUGUUUGUGCUAAAUGGCAAUGUACUACAAUUUUACUGCAUAAUAAAACAAUAGCAGUGUGCUGGUUUCCUUUCAGACAAUCAAAAAUAUAAAAAUUACAAUUAUAUUGGUUUCAGCUAAAUUCAAAGAAGUGUUAUUGAUUAACACUGCUAAAUGCAGUAUUUUGAAAACAGCAAUCGGU